CUGCAUUUAGGACGCUCUGGGUGUCCAUGUAGGGGGCGAAGAGAAGCACUGCAGACCUUUAUAGAAGAACAAAUGAUAAGAGUCCUCAUACAUAAAGACUCCAUUAGCAACACCAGUGACCCGGGAGCCCAAACCAUCAGCAAAGCAGACAGUGAACAUGGCUAGUAAGAAAGCUGCGGCCAAGAGGGGGAAAACUGCUCAAAGAGGCUCUUCCAAUGUCUUCUCCAUGUUUGAGCAAUCACAAAUACAGGAGUUUAAGGAGGCUUUUGGCUGCAUUGAUCAGAACCGGGAUGGAGUUAUCAACAAAUCUGAUCUGAAGGAAACUUAUGCACAACUAGGGAAGCUGAAUGUGAGUGAUGAAGAGCUGGAGUCCAUGCUAACAGAAGGAAAGGGGCCCAUAAACUUCACCGUCUUCCUCACUCUCUUCGGAGAAAAGCUCAAUGGCACAGACCCAGAGGAAACCAUCCUUGCUGCUUUUAAAUUGUUCGACCCAAAUGCCACAGGAGUUGUCAAUAAAGAUGAGUUUAAGAGGCUGCUAAUGACCCAAGCUGAUAAAUUCACAGCAGAAGAGGUUGACCAGGCUUUUGCAGUGGCUCCAAUAGACGUGGCUGGAAAUAUUGAUUAUAAGUCGCUUUGUUACAUUAUCACACAUGGUGAUGAAAAAGAGGAAUCUUGAAGAAAGGAAAACGUCUCAGUUUAUGUCUGCAUAUAUGUUCAAUUAAAUCCUCACGUGAGCAGGUUUUAUUAUUAAAACAUUUCUGUUGCAUCUUAACACAAGACUAAUGUCUGUUUUAUAUACAAAAUAAACAUUAGAUUGCUGGACUGAGCUUAAGAGAAGACCAUGAGAGGAGAUAAUUGUCAUCUUAUUUAUUCUGUCUGUAACUGCUGCCCCCUACAGACUGUUAAUUGCAAUUAAUAACUGGACAUUUGCCUUAAGGCCCUUGAAUUCCUUGACUAUGAGUAGAGCAUUAUCUCAAACCUCUAAUAAACUUCA
This is a messenger RNA of Danio aesculapii, 994 nucleotides long. It is a transcript of the gene myl7, whose product is annotated as myosin, light chain 7, regulatory. The record is from RefSeq and is a predicted model, not a curated record. Gene Ontology annotation, cellular component: cytoplasm; myofibril. Gene Ontology annotation, molecular function: calcium ion binding. Gene Ontology annotation, biological process: cardiac muscle tissue development; heart contraction. The coding region runs from base 158 to 676 and encodes 172 amino acids. The transcript is spliced from 7 exons. Lineage: Eukaryota; Metazoa; Chordata; Actinopteri; Cypriniformes; Danionidae.